AGCACGGGCUCAGCCGCGAGAAAACGAUGACAGCUUUGUUCCCCGUAUAGCGGAUAAUGAGGUGUUGGAGGCAGAUAGCUCGGGAUUCGUGUGUGCAGCGCCUGCCCAGCUCACUGAGGAGCGGCAGCGCUGAGCGCCUUCCUCUCCUUCUGCAGCAUCUCAGUGGGGCUGUUGUCAGGGCGCAUAUGGCAAAAGGGUUAACGUUUAAUUAGAAAACAUAGUGGUAGCUAGUGCAGCUUAACAGAGCUUUAUAUAAGCCGCUAAGGACAAGGCUGCUGUGUGAGCUGCUGGUAGGGCUGAGCUACUGCAGCCGCUGGCUGGGCGUCAGGAGCCGGGGCAUGCCUGGGAAUCUGCCCAGGAAGCGCCGUGAAAGAGGAGUUUGUUUUAAGGCUUGACCCCCGGCUCUGUGCAGCAGAGUGAAGCCGGGCAGCCUCAUGCCAGGCGUCUGAGCGAGGCAGCAGCCAGCCGUGCCCGGGGGAUUCGUGUGCCCAGCUCAUGGCUUCGGUGCUGAUGUGCGGGGUGGAGGAUCUGCUGCUGGGCGGCAGCCGCCUGCUCUGGACGGUGACGGUGGCAGCGCUGCGGCGGUGCUACGCGGCCCGGCUGCGGGCGUGCCGGCAGGCGCUGCGAGCCUGGUGUGGCCUCCGCGAUGUCUACCAGAUGACCGAGGGCCGGCACUGCCAGGUGCAUCUCCUCGAUGACAGGAACUUGGAGCUGCUGGUUCAGCCCAAACUAUUGUCUCGGGAGUUACUGGAUCUGGUGGCCUCACACUUCAACCUGAAAGAAAAGGAGUAUUUUGGGAUAACAUUUAUCGAUGACACAGGUCAGAGUGUCUGGCUGCAGCUGGAUCACCGUGUCCUGGACCAUGACUUGCCCAAGAAACCAGGGCCAGCAACUUUGUACUUUGCCGUUAGGUUCUACAUUGAAAGCAUUUCCUUUCUCAAGGACAAAACUACAGUGGAGCUGUUUUUUCUGAAUGCCAAGUCCUGUGUACACCAGGGGCAGAUCGAGGUGGACAGCGAGACCGUCUUCAAGUUGGCCGCCCUGGUGCUCCAGGAAGCUAAAGGGGACUAUUCCAGUGAUGAGAACACUAGAAAAGACUUGAAGACACUGCCUGUCUUUCCUACCAAGACACUGCAGGAGCAUCCAUCACUUGCUUACUGUGAGGACAGAGUAAUUGAGCAUUAUACACAAAUCAAAGGUCUGACCAGAGGACAAGCCAUUGUUCAGUACAUGAAAGUGGUAGAAGCUUUGCCAACAUAUGGAGUUCAUUACUAUGGAGUAAAGGAUAAACAAGGAAUCCCGUGGUGGCUUGGAAUAAGUUACAAAGGAAUUGGCCAGUACGACUUACAAGACAAAGUUAAGCCCAGAAAACUAUUUCAAUGGAAACAGCUGGAAAAUCUCUAUUUCCGUGAGAAGAAGUUUGCUGUGGAAGUGCACGAUCCCCGCAGAAUUUCAGUGUCAAGAAGGACCUUUGGUCAGAGUGGGCUGGUGGUGCAGACCUGGUAUGCAAACACUUCCCUGAUCAAGUCCAUCUGGGUGAUGGCAAUCAGUCAGCACCAGUUUUACUUGGACAGGAAGCAAAGCAAAGCAAAAAUUCCAUCAGCCAGAAGUUUGGAUGAUAUCGCCAUGGAUCUGACAGAGAUGGGAACUCCAAAAGUGUCAAAGCUGGUGACUUUGGAGGCCAAGAACCAGCUUAUUAUGGCCAGCAAUGGCAGUUUGAUCUCAUCAGGUUCACAGGAUUCAGAGGUCAGUGAAGAACAAAAGAAGGAGAAAAUUAUGGAACUAAAGAAAAAAGAGAAACUCCUUCAGGAAAAACUGCUUCAGAAAGUUGAGGAGCUGAAGAAAAUCUGCCUGCGAGAGGCGGAGCUGACAGGGAAGAUGCCCAAGGAGUAUCCCCUGGGUGCUGGAGAGGAGCCUCCCCAGGUGAGGCGGCGCGUUGGCACGGCGUUCAAGCUGGAUGACAACCUGCUCCCCAGUGAGGAGGAUCCUACUUUGCAGGACUUGGAGAGCAAUUUUAUCAUACACCAAAAGCUGGUGGAAGCUGCAAAGAAACUUGCCAGCGAGCCAGACCUCUGCAAAAACGUGAAGAAGAAAAGAAAGCAAGAGUAUGCUGAUGCUGUUAAAAAGCUGCAAGAGAUAGAAAACUCCAUAAAUGAAUACAGAAUCAAGUGUGGCAAAAAACCAACCCAGAAAUCAACUCUGGCUCUACCAGAUGAUAUCAUUCCAUCCGAGAGCAGCUCCCUGUCAGACACAACCACCUAUGAUGAUGUCAGUGAAUCCCUUCCUGCAGCAGCACAGAGACCCAGCUCUGCACAGCUUUCUCCAAGACUUCCCCCACCAAAGUCCCUUGGCGUGGAGAGAAUUCAUCUCAGGAAGUCAUCCGUAAAUGAGCAGCUCUUGGAAAGCAGACACUCCAGGGACGUGCUCUCGACGCACAGCAGCCCUUUCCGCACGCUGGAGCGGCCGGCGCAGCCCCAGGGCGGGAGGAGCAUGCCCACCACCCCCGUGCUCACCCGCAACGCCUACAGCAGCAGCCACCUGCAGCCAGAUGUUUCCCCACACCACUGCCGGCAGCGCAGCGGAAGUCUGGAAUCCCAGACCCACCUGCUGUCCGAGACUCCUGCAGAAAAGCCAGCCUUCUCCCUCUCCAAGUCCCAGCGGAGCAGCAGCACAGAGAUCCUGGACGAUGGAUCAUCCUACACCAGCCAGUCAAGUGCAGAGUAUUACUGCGUGACACCCACUCCCAAUCCCUAUUACACCACUCAGACUCUCGACAACAGGACCAGGGGUCGAAGACGGUCCAAGAAACACAACAUUUCUGCUGCAAGUUCAGGAAGCAUGCCAAACCUGGCCCAUAAGGACGUCCGCAGUGGUGUCUUCCACAAAAACCAGGAGCAGCCUUCCUCCAGUUACUAUAUUUCUGGAUACUCCCCGUACACUGAGCCUGACGUUUACUACAACGGGGGCUACGUUUACGAGAGUGACACGGAGGGGCAGUACAGUGUCAACCCCUCCUACCGCUCAUCGGCACAUUACGGAUACGAGCGGUACAGGGAAUUCCGCUCCUACCACGAGGACGAGGUGGACAGAGUUCCACACAACCCCUACGCCACCCUCAGGCUCCCCAGGAAGCAAGUUGCUAAAACGGAGCACAUAACCAAAAACAUUCACAAGGCCUUAGUAGCAGAGCAUCUCCGGGGCUGGUACCAGCGUGCCUCCGGCCAGAAGGAGCAGGGUCACGGCCUGCAGGCAGGCUUUGAGUCUGACAGAGGAUCUCAGAGGAGUUUGGGCUUUGCUGGUCUGCAGACGCCGUGCUCUCCAAGCAGUCGGGUGUCGUCUUUCUCUUCGGCAUCUUCUACAAACACUGCUGGGAACUGGAGAACCCCCCUUGCACUGGGAAUUUCAGACUACGAUACGUUGUCUCAUUCCUCCUACGCCAGCUGUUAUGGGAAUGUUUAUGGCAACCUUCCUUUGCAGAGCAGGACCUACGUGGAGCCGAGCCAGCUGGGAGGGGAGGAGGAGGAUGGCUUGGAGGCAGAGCUGCCCAGCAGUGAGCAGAGGCUGUUCUGGCACGAGGACUCCAAGCCCGGGACGCUGGUGUAGCCCCCGAGCAGCCCCUCGUUCCUACCCCUGCGUGCCUUGCACAAAACGCCGCGACAAAACGCCGAGGAGGACCUCGGGUGGAACUUGCAAAAGGAACAAAAGGAGGAAGCAGGCUGUUCUGCUGGGAAAGGUGGAAUUCAGCAUUAAGAGGGACUGUAGCAAACUGACAAAGUCUUACCACGAAUGGCGUUUCUUUGUGAAUCCGUACAGCCCAGGGCAAGCCACAGUUCAUCUACGACCAGAUGCAGCACUUGGUUGAAGUAUUUAUACUGAGCAAGCACUUUUUGGGAAGGUUGGAAGGUCUUGAAGGCAAACCUCAGAGAUAAAAAAAAAAAUGUGAAAAGGAGACUCUUAUGGAACAACCAGGAAUUCUAGGAGCACAAGUUUGAUGUCUGAAAGAAGAAGAAAAAAUGAAAAUUUAUUCUGCCAUGGCUUAUGGGGACCUGGAAGAGUUUUCAUAGGCUUAUGAAGGAUAGAUCUGUGUGUGUGAGUGAGGCAAGGGGUGACUGAGUCAGUAUUGGAACAUUACUUGAAGGAAGGCUGGAGUUUUUUUGUUAUGGAGGUUUGAAUGAGUCUGUCCAGUUUUUGGGGUGUUGUUAAGAGUGUUUGUUAGCACCACGAGCAAGUUCUGGAAAGAAAAAAAAAUUUGCUGAUGCAUACAUCAUAUAAAACUAAUAGCUCGUUGUCAGUUUGAAAACAGAAGCAGUGAACUUCGAAUUCUCUUUUCCAUGAUAAAACAUAAUUAUUAACGGCCCAUUUAAUGACCUUUCCAUGGUACAACUUCACUGUGUGGAGGAGUAGGCAAAUUGUCACCGUGGCUGCACGGUGACCCUGUUCAGCGGGCGACAGUGACACAUUGCUGUGCCACAGUGGGUCAAGGACCCACCGUGGGGAGCCCCAGGGAGUAAUUUGGUAGCAGUGGCCAGUAUUUUAAGGUGAUGCAAACACAAACAGCCAAGUGGGUGCCUUAAAAUGAGGGGCAUUAGACAAGCGAGUCACCUGAACUGCCAGGUGCGUUGCAAAGUCACUGAGUGACAGAACAGCGUUUUCACAGAACCAUUUGUGUAGGAAAAAACCACGUGACUGCAGUCUUGGUUUAAGAGGGAUAAACCUACCUCAGGUCAUCCGUCUGUAGGAACAAACUGGCACAGGGUUAUCCUGCCUGAUUCCUGAUGACUCGUCUGCAUAUGGUAAAUUCUCUCUCGUUUCUCAGCUGUACUGUGCUUCAGGAUUCCAGAAAUGGUGCUCUUUUGUUCUUUUAUACAGAAGAUUAGUUACUCCUUGUUCAUAUUGUGAAUAGAAAGGUUUCUGAUAAACUUUUUUGACGUUUUUUACCAGUAUUCCAGAGCAUGUAAUAUAUACAGAAGGACACACUUGUUAAGCUGGUACUUAGUUGUUUGUAUUAUUAGAGUCGCAAUUUGGAAUUAAACGAACAAAAACAAAAUAAAAAAUAACUUAUUUCUUUGGUUUUGCAUAUUUGUAUAGCCUUCUAGAAAUGCGAAAGCUCUUUUUGCUUAUUCUUUUACUACUCCUGAAUUUUUUAGACCUAUUAUUUUGUAUAGGUCAAUAAACUAAAA
Messenger RNA from Onychostruthus taczanowskii (white-rumped snowfinch), 5180 nucleotides. It is a transcript of the gene FRMD4B, whose product is annotated as FERM domain containing 4B. The record is from RefSeq and is a predicted model, not a curated record. The transcript is spliced from 23 exons. NCBI's taxonomy places the organism in Eukaryota, Metazoa, Chordata, Aves, Passeriformes, Passeridae. Gene Ontology annotation, biological process: establishment of epithelial cell polarity. Gene Ontology annotation, cellular component: cytoskeleton; adherens junction; bicellular tight junction. Bases 496 to 3603 code for a protein of 1035 amino acids.